Molecule: messenger RNA, 2791 nt
Organism: Geodia barretti
Lineage: Eukaryota; Metazoa; Porifera; Demospongiae; Tetractinellida; Geodiidae
Source: the annotation of a GenBank genome assembly
GGCGUGUCCCUUUCUCUCUGCUGGGCGCAAAACGCUCGCCGCAGAGAACGGGACGACUCGUCUCGAGUCUUCUCGUAGUGAGGCUGGGAAGCACCGGCUGUGACUGCUGCCUUAGCCGGGGUUCUUCUCGAAUACCCACCGGGCCUGGCUGAGCUCUCAGCCUCGGGGACCGAUCGCCGACCGCCCGCCGCAGAGACUGCGAUCGACCGGGACACACCGUGGAGCCGCCUGUGCUAUGGCGGAAGGAAUCGUGAACGCCCCUGAAGAGUUCAGGGGGUGGCUCCUGAAGUGGACCAACUACAUCAAGGGCUACCAGAAGAGAUGGUUCGUUCUCUCCAACGGCCUUCUCUCUUACUACAGAACCCAAGAAGAGAUGACUCAUACCUGCAGGGGCACCAUUAAUCUAGCCGGUGCCUUCAUCGACACACUAGACUCCAGCAACUUCGUAGUCACUAAUGGACCGUCUCAGGUGUACCAUCUGCGGGCACUGAACGAGGUGGAGAGACAGAGAUGGGUGACAGCUCUAGAGCUAGCCAAGGCCAAGGCUGUCAAGACCCUUGACUUCGAGGAUGAGAGUGGGGGAGAGGAUGAGAGAGGAGGGAGUGGCUGUCUGGGAGACACAUUUCUCGUGGGACUGAAGGCCAAGUUGAAGGAGCUCACCUCGGCCCACGACGUCGUCAACAAGAACAGUCUCCAGUUGCUAAAGAUAAUCUCCGAGUUGGAAGAGGGAGGAGUUGGAGUGGGGACGGGGGAAGGAGGAGGGGGAGGGAAGGCCCCAAGCUCCCCAAGAGGAAAAGAGAAACUGGGUCACUUCAAAGCAGCUGCCACUGCCCUGGUCAAGGCAGCCCAAGAGUUUGUGGUACAGGCAGAGUGCACCGAGAGGCGGUGGUCGCGGGCGCUACAGCACGAGCUCUCGGCCCGGGCCCAGCUGCAGGAGAACAUGGAGAAGCUGGCCAAGGAGAUGCACGGGCUGGAGGCCGAGGCUCGCAGGUCCUUCCCCAAGGAGGAGAUCGGACCCCUUCCACUGCCCCGUCAAGACUCGGUAGAAGACAGAGUCAUUCCCGACGGAGAAGAUGUGGCCGACAACGGAACUACGGAGGACGGAGGAGAUGAAGAGGAGACGUUUUUCGACGCAGUCGAAAUGUCGAACGACGAGUUGACGAAACCAAAGUCGGUGUCAUUUCUACCGAGCGACGGUGACGUAGGGGAAGGAGAGGGGGAGAGGGGAGGAGAGGUGCAGUUGAGAGAUGAGGGUGGUAGAGGAGACCAAGUUUGGCCACACGAGGAACGCGAGUGGGGUGUCGGUGAAUGAAGCACAGCAGCUGCUGUCUUCUCCGGAACCAGACCAGCUGCCUUCCUUUUCAGAGAGGACCAUGUCGCUGCCUCACGGGCCGGUGCCGAGUUUCUUUGAGAAGUGGGAGCCGACGUUGCCGAGGCGACGGAGCACCAUUCCCCCCAAACCUCCCACAGACUCAACCUGUGGACUAUCAUGAAGAACUGCAUUGGGAGAGACCUCUCCAAGAUACCCAUGCCUGUUAAUUUCAACGAGCCCACGUCCAUCCUGCAACGGAUGGUGGAGGACAUGUUGUACGUUGAUAUGCUAGAGAAGGCGGCCAGCUGCGACUCCUCGCUAGAGGAGCUGGCGUAUCUCGCCAUCUACUCCUGCUCCGUGUACGGGACGACCGCCGUGUCGGCCCGGGUCGGGAAGCCCUUCAAUCCCAUGUUGGGAGAGACGUACGAAUGUGACAGGCGGGCCGAGUGCGGCUGGAGAGUCUUCAUGGAGCAGGUCACCCACCACCCUCCCAUGUUUGCCAUGCACAUUGAGCACAAGGACUUUACCAUGUGGGAGGAGUACACCGUCGCGUCCAAGUUCAGGGGCAAAUACCUCGUCUGCUACCCUAUCGGGAACACCCACAUUGUCUUCCAUAAGAGCGGGAACCACUACACCUGGAACAAGGUCGUCACCACCAUUCACAAUAUCAUCAUCGGGAAACUAUGGAUCGAUCAGUCAGGAGAUGCCAAGAUCACCAACCAUACCAUCCCCGGAGAAGAGGCCAACAUCAAGUUCCAUGCCUACAGCUACUUCUCAAGAGAGAGACAGAGAAGACUCACAGGCAGUGUAACAGACGAAUCAGGAAAGACACACUAUGUUCUGAAGGGGCACUGGGACGAGGCGAUAAGACUGGCCAAAGUUCUGGACGGAGAAGAAAAGACUGCUACUCUUUCGGAGUUUGAGCUGGCCUGGACCAACGUACCUCCUAAACCAGGCCACGAGGCAGUAUACGGCUUCUCGGAGUUCACGUCUUCACUCAACGAACCAGAGGAGGGCGUGGCACCCACGGACUCCAGACUCCGCCCAGAUCAGCGGCUCAUGGAGCAGGGGAAUUUUGACGAGGCAAACAAAUUCAAGCAAAAACUGGAAGAGAAGCAACGAAGCAAGCGCCGCAAGAGGGAAGCCCUGGCCGCCAAGGCAGCAGAGGCAGCUGCAGCGGGAGACUCUGAGGAGGCCGCGAUGCUCGAGAAAGAAGCGACCCACGUACCGCUGUGGUUCCAGAAGGAAUACGACCCACUGACCAACACGAUGAUGCACGUGUACAAGGGCGGGUACUGGGAGGGGAAAGUUAGAGGAGAUUGGGGGGCGGAGUUUCCAGACAUAUUCUAGAACACUUUAUUUUCUCACUCUUAGAAAGAGUCCUCAGCUGCAGAACGGCAAAUUCUGCAGACACUGUUUAUCAUUUGAGUCACUUUGUUUUUGCAGAGAUUUUCAUGAGAUUUAUUGCACCAACUUUGC